GUCGUUCCGAAAUCCGGCGGCAGCUCCCUCCCUCGGUCGGUCGUACGGUCUCGUGCGUUCGCGUCGCGUCGCGCGUGUGAAUGCGUUUGCGUGCGUUGGUGUUGUGUUCUUGUACCUCCCCCUCUCCUCGUACUCCUCGUCGUCGUCCAGCGUCAACACGACUUGGAAUGUUUACAAACACGUCACAGCACCGCCGCCGAUCGGAUCGAAACAGCUGAUCGCAGUCGUUACUCCUUCCCCCCCCCCCCUUUUCACCCAGUAAUGUGUGGUGGCAGCUGAAUAAAGGAAUUCUGCGCAGGAGCGUGUGAUCUCUACAUCUGCGAACGCGAAGACGAAAACAAUAAAGGGAUAACUAAAAGGGCCGGCUGAGGACGGGGUGCCCUAUGGCGAGUAGCGUCGCGAACCAGUGAUGGGCUCGGACACUCACCUCAGCGAGGGGAACUUGCGUCGCUAUGGGAAGCCGUCCAGAUCAUCCAAGAAGAGCAGCAUGCCAAUAUACUCCGACUACUACGAGGAGGACGAUAACCCAGUGAACCUCGGCCAGCGAUCCAUUUCAUUGACGGUGCUGAACCCGGGACAGACGCCGCCGGCGCCGCUGGAGCCCAGGAUGGCACAGCUGGAGACCCUGGAGGCCAAGAUGGCGAGCAUCGAGGUGUCGCUGUCGACGGCGCCGCGCAGGAAGAAGAACGGUAGCAUCGGCGGCGGCGUCGGGGGCGGCGCCGGCGUGGUGGUCGGCCCGGUGCACAGGACCUCCAAGGACAUCGCCCGGGAGCUGGAGGUGCUGCGCAACGCGCUCAGGGACAAGGAGAACAUGAUCCAGAGCCUCAAGGGCCAGCUGUGCAGCUCGCUCAGCAUCAGCCGGCUGUCGGCCAGCUACCUGCGCGGCCAGCUGCAGCCGGGUCACGCGCUCAGCGACAAGGAGCGCCGCCAGGCCGAGGACCGCCUGCUGCGCCUGCGCGCCGACAUGGACAACAAGCGCCUCGCCAUCAAGAACCUCAAGAUGGCGCUGGAGCGGCUCGACAUCACCGACAACAUCGACGUGCGCAUCCAGCAGGCGGAGCUGGAGUACCAGCUGGGCCGCGAGGAGCUGAACCUGCUGACGCUGCUGGAGGAGAGCCGCGGGCUGCAGCUGUGCCUGGAGGACGCCGACAGCAGCCGCGCGCGCGCCGACCACGCCACCGUCUACAGCUGCGUGCGAGGGGCCCACCUCGCCAGCCUGCACGCAGUCGAGCUGAGCUGCGACCCCAGGAGCCCGCGCUUCGGCGCCGGCCCCAGAGACGACGCGCCGGGGCUGUUCGUCGAGUGGGCCGCCGAGGACUCGGGCCUGCUCAAGGGCGACAGGGUGCUGGAGGUGAACGGCAAGCUGGUGCUCGCCAAGUCCAAGGAGGACAUGCUGCGGCUGCUGGCGGUGGCCCCCGACCCCGCCCAGCUGGUGGUGCUGCGCACCAGGGCAGCGCCCGGCACCCUCAGCCCCCACGGCCACGGCGCGGAGCUGCGGGCCGCCCUGGACAAGGCGCAGGAGGCGGAGCUGGCCAGGGACACCCUCAAGUCCGACAACCUCCGCCUCACCCACCGCAUAUCCUACCUCGAGGAGCAGGUGUCCGAGCUGCUGGACAGGGUCAAGGACCCGGCCGCCUGCCCCAAGACCGGCGCCGACACCGCCGCGGCGUCCCUGCACCCUCCGUCCCCCGCCGGCUCCAAGCAGGCGCUGGCAGCCUCGGCCAAGACGACCCCCUCCAAGCCCGAGGUCCAGGUCUUCCAGAAGGGCCCGCAGGUGACGGCCAUCGUGGCCAACCUCCCGGGGCUCGACGUCGGCGGCAGCACCCCCGCGGAUUCGAAACACGUGCUCCCGACCUUGAGGUCCAAGACCUCCUCCCUGCCGAAGAACCACGACGCGCGCAGCACCAAGUCCCUCGACGUCGCGUCCAACUGCUCGUCGGCGGACGUCGCCAGCCACCAUCACCACCACCACCACCAUCACCACCACGGCCGCCGCAAGCACGAGAAGCACGCCUCCCACCACAACCUCCAGAACGCGCAGAGCACCAACUCGCUGGACGUGGGCGGCCAAGAGCUGCAGUCGCGCCUGAACGCGCGCAACAGGUAUCACUCGCAGUUCUAUCUCUCGGAGCAAGUCGUCAAAAGCGCGCACUCGGUUUCCGACUACGCGUCGGAGGCGUCUUCCACCAUCGACUCGCGCCAUCAUCACCACCACAAGAAGUACACGGACUCUUUGCGUCGCAAGUCCGAGCAGCAUUUCAUCGCGGAGAUGAAGAAUGGGAGAUCGCACGUGGACUACACCUCCGAAUCUUCGACGGGCACCUAUCAUCGUGCGCACAGAGACGCAAGGAGCAUCAAGUCGUUAGAUGUGGAAUCCGACGUGAACAGAACCGUGCCGAGACAUUACACGCCCGAGGAGUGGCCCUAUUCCAUACACUCCCAAAGCAGGAUACUGGAGUCGAAAAGCAGCACCGCCUUGGACGACGCCUCCGAAACCUCGUCGAACCUCUCGCACCAGCACAGGCUGAAGGGGGACCCGUGCGACGGGAAGCCGCAGAGGCCCAAGCCGCCGAAGAAGCCCCUGCGGCUGUCUCUGAGCAGGGCCACCAGCCUGCAGGUGGUGAACACGAGCCCCCCGCCCACGCCGGCGACGUGCGGCCGCAAGCCCACCAAGAGGGCCCACAACGGCGAGUCGCCGCCGGCGCUGCAGCCGUCGGCGAGGACCCUGCCCUCCAUGCGCUGGUCCUCCGCGGCGGCCCCGCAACCCGCCAGGGGCGUCAACGGCUUCGCGGCGAGCGAGAAGUGGUGCUGAGCUCUCGCGGCCGCGCGCCGGGUCUCGCCUAGUCACGCGCGGUCAGCCAGGAUCCUCUGCAUGUGGUGCUCAAACACUUGUGCACUUUCAAAAAAUAAUAAUAUAUAUUAUAAAGUUUUAGUUUUACGUACGUACGUAGUUCAUAUUGAAACGCACUAGUCACGAACUAGAAAACUCUUUCCCGCGGUCAAAAAAACUCGGGCAUACGAAUUGCAGUGCAAUUUUACAACAUUGACAACGCACGAGCUGCAUCCGCCAUGAGACACGUUUUCGACGGUUCAGCUGGCAAAAAAAAAAAAAAAAAAAAAAAAAACGUUCAGUUUACGCCCAAACAUUUUGUGUUCCACGGCUCGAACGCGCGAACUAGGAGAAACACCAAUACUUGAAAACGUUUUUUGACUAGACCAGGUACACUAAAACGACUGGGAUCGAUGAAGACACAGGGUACGAGUGCGCGCACCGGCUCUUCAGCCCUUCGCACCGCGUCACCGUAUUCCAGACAGAACUUAGAAACUGUUUGUGCGCACGGUAUGUUGCCCGUGUGUAUAGCUAUCGAAUUUAGCAUUUUUUUUUUUGGUACUGCUUUCCGUAUUACAAAAGUUGUAAAAAAUUUAGAACUAUUUUUACUGUUAUUUUUUUAAAACAAAGGUUGUGAAUAUAACACCUCGAUGAAACUUCUGAAAAGAAAAAAAAUAUAUCUCACAAAUUUAUAAUAAAUCAGCCUGUUUCUUACACUUAAAACGAUUUUCCAAUGAUGUGUUCUUUUCUUCAAGUGUUAAAGUGGCCAGCUCAAAAUAGAAGAAAUAUAAAUGAUUUGCUAUAUAUUAUAAUAGUAGUAGUGUAUAAAUAGGGCGUCACCAUCUUCAUUUUCAAUACUUGCUAUCAGGAGCGUUACUUAACACACAUUUUCAGCUAGAGGGCGCUGCCGCCAUCUUGUUUUAGUAAUCGUUAUAAGGAGCACUAGUGUUACGCAGUACAUAUGCCGUCUGCUAGGACUGCGCUGCCACCAUAUCAAUUUAAUUUUAUCCCACUAGAAUUCCAAUCACCAGACAGACAUCUUGACCGCCAUCUUGAAAUUCAGUAAUUAAUUACCUAGAAAAUCUGGAAAAAUUCCUAAAUUUCAUCAAAAGAAUCAUAUAUCAAAAAAACGAUUAUUUGAUUGAUCAGUCCCCUCCGAACGUUUAUUUUCGAAGGCAGGCAGUACAUUGUCAAAAACACGAAACAGAUUAUCACCGAAACUGGAUAAAUUAUUGUGUUUUGUGACUGUAAAGACUAAGAGUUGGAAAUGUACGAACAAAUUAAUAAAACAACGUAGAUUUAAAUACA
Molecule: messenger RNA, 4138 nt
Organism: Bacillus rossius redtenbacheri
Lineage: Eukaryota; Metazoa; Arthropoda; Insecta; Phasmatodea; Bacillidae
Gene: sprt
Exons: 9
Coding region: 410-2812 (800 amino acids)
Molecular function (GO): protein binding
Source: RefSeq, a predicted model, not a curated record